This is a messenger RNA of Arachis stenosperma, 690 nucleotides long. RefSeq lists its product as uncharacterized. The coding region runs from base 1 to 690 and encodes 229 amino acids. NCBI's taxonomy places the organism in Eukaryota, Viridiplantae, Streptophyta, Magnoliopsida, Fabales, Fabaceae. The transcript has 2 exons. The record is from RefSeq and is a predicted model, not a curated record.
AUGCUUCAGUAUGUGAAGAACUACAGUAUUCGGAGGAGUGCAGAGUACCGAGUGAUUGAAUUGGACCGGUUAAAGUACCAUAUUCAGUACCGUCAGGCUGAUAACGGAGAGGUUCGGAGGGUUGGUAGAGUGCAUAGUUGUCUAGCACCCACCAUGUCUCAAGACCAUCGUCAGCUAGACAGCAGCCUGAUAUGCCGGGUCAUCUUGCUGUUGAUUCAGUCCAACCCCUCUGUAAGCAUUCUAGUUUUGCAAGGUGCGGUCCAAGAAAGCUAUCACUUCAAACCGUCCUACAGAAAGGUGUGGAUGGCCAAGCAGAAGGCAAUUGCACAAAUCUAUGGUGAUUGGGAGGAGUCAUACAAUAAGGUUCCGAAGUUGCUUCAAGCACUGCAGAGCUGUUUUUCUGGUACCAUUUGUGACCUCCGCGUCAAACCAUUCUAUGAUAGGCACCUCCUUGUACGUGACUGCAGUAUGUUCGACAAGGUAUUUUGGUCUUUCCCGUCAUGUGUAGAAGCCUUCAAGCAUUGCAAGCCCUUUGUCUCUGUGGAUGGGACGCAUCUGUAUGGCAGGUAUGGUGGUGUGUUGCUUAUUGCGGUGGCGCAAGAUGGGAAUAGCAACAUCCUGCCUAUUCCCUUUGCCAUUGUGGAGUCCGAGAGUACCGAGUCAUGGUCGUUCUUCCUAACUAAUUUGUGA